CCCCGUGCUGGAGCUGCGGGAAAUGCUGAUGGAGAAGUAUGGAGACGACUCAAGGCUCAUCUACGAGCUGCAGGAUCAGGGAGGAGAGCUGCUGGCCCUGCGCUACGACUUGACUGUGCCCUUCGCUCGCUAUUUGGCAAUGAACAAAAUCACCAACAUCAAGCGCUACCACAUCGCAAAGGUGUACAGACGGGACAACCCGGCCACGACCAGGGGCCGCUACAGGGAGUUCUACCAGUGCGAUUUUGACAUUGCCGGCCAGUUUGACCCUAUGAUUCCUGAUGCUGAGUGCCUGAAGAUAUUGCAUGAGAUCCUGAGUGAGCUGCAGAUUGGGGAUUUUCUCAUUAAGGUUAACGACAGACGAAUUUUGAAUGGCAUGUUUGCCAUUUGUGGCAUCCCAGAGAGCAAACUUUUAACUUUGUGCUCUACUCUGGACAAACUGGACAAGAUGCCGUGGGAGGAAGUGAGGAGUGAGAUGGUAGGAGAGAAGGGUCUCUCACCUGAGGCUGCAGAUCGCAUCGGGGAGUACGUCCAGCUUCAUGGUGGCAUGGACCUGAUUGAGCAGCUUCUCCAGGACCCAAAGCUGUCCCAGAACAAGCUGGCCAAGGAGGGGCUGGGGGACAUGAAGCUGCUGUUUGAGUACCUGACGCUGUUUGGCAUCGCGGGGAAGGUCUCCUUUGACCUGAGCCUAGCACGAGGCCUGGAUUACUACACAGGGGUGAUAUAUGAGGCUGUCCUGCUGCAGCAGGAGAAUGACCAUGGAGAGGAGUCAGUCAGUGUUGGGAGCGUGGCUGGAGGCGGUCGCUAUGAUGGGCUGGUGGGAAUGUUUGAUCCCAAGGGACGGAAGGUGCCAUGUGUGGGGGUCAGCAUUGGGAUUGAGCGGAUCUUCUCCAUCCUUGAGCACAGAAUGAAGGCUUCAGGGGAGAAAGUCCGAACGACUGAGACACAAGUGAUGGUGGCUACGCCUCAGAAACAUUUACUCAGUGCAAGACUGAAACUCAUCUCUGAGCUCUGGGAUGCAGGAAUCAAGGCAGAAAUGAUGUACAGAAAGGACCCUAAACUGCUAAAACAGCUGCAGUAUUGUGAAGACACGGGCAUCCCCCUUGUUGCCAUUAUAGGAGAGCAGGAAUUGAGGGAUGGAGUUGUCAAGUUGCGAGAUGUUGCUACAAGAGAGGAGGUUGAUAUCCCAAGAGAAGAGCUUGCUGCUGAGAUCAGAAGAAGGCUGGUGCGCUAGGACUUUUCUGUCCAGAGCUGCACAACUGGAAACCCCACUGCCCAUAGCCAUUACCUUCCUGCUGAAGUCUCCUCAGUACCCACUGUGAUUAGGAUUGCCUGGCAGUCUCUGGCCAUGGCAGGGGGCAGAAGGAGCAAGCAGGUUUUAAAAAUCACAUAUAGUGCCAUACCCUGGUUAACUGCUGCUGGCCAGGCUGAGCUUCUGUGCCCUGAAACAGCGUGAUGUGAGGCUGAGCAGGGGCUCAGUGCUGGUGGACAAGGUGGCACAGUGCAGGCAGACGGACGUGGCCCAGCAGCUACAGCCAGUGAAAGCCGAGCCCCUGCUUGGCUCGGGGCAGGGCUGGCUGCGCACGGCAACACCUCUUGCCUCAUGGAGUGGGCUGUGCUGCUGCUGGGAAACUGCAACGCGGCCUUGUGAGGAGCCGCCCGCGGUGUGCAGCCAGGCGGAGCUGCGGGCAGCCGAGUGCUGCUGGUGGUGACCGCCGGCGUGGGGUGGGGUGAGACCUGACCCUCAGCACCGGGAGCACGGUGCUCCUAUGGGAAGCAGGCGAGCGGGUCGGCGGCGCUGGAACCGCUUUGUAUGUUGUUACAAAAUAAAACAGAAAGAAAAAGAA
Meleagris gallopavo (turkey) is the source of this 1847-nucleotide messenger RNA. NCBI's taxonomy places the organism in Eukaryota, Metazoa, Chordata, Aves, Galliformes, Phasianidae. The record is from RefSeq and is a predicted model, not a curated record.